AAGGAAGAGAUUUCGCACAGGGAGGAAAGUCAGUUGACAGCAGAAAUCACACCCAGGCCAGUGUCAAGUCUUAAAACAUUUUCUAUCUUAAUAAAUCUGUCCUGCAUCGCAUUCUGCUAUUUGGACGUAGCAGGAGCUCUCAAGGUAUGGAAGAUGGCAGCAACUGAAACGCAGUUUAUGUUAAGCGUCGGAUUAAUCGAGAAAGAUGUGAAUGGAGACACACUGUGGGUAUGGUGCUAUCCCUCUGUGGGCUCAGACCUGAGGCAAGUCCUGCUCAGCAAGUGCUGUCUGACACGGGACGGCCGGGAUUUCCACACCUUCGUGUUUGGUCAGUUCUGUCGCACCUGGUACUACAUCACCACAGUGGAGGUUCAGGAACCUACAGCACUAAACAAGGUCACUCAUUUUUCAAUAGUUGUUACGGCAAAAGACUUCAACCCUGAGAAGUAUGCUGCACUCAGUAGAAUACUCUGCAGGAUGUACAUCAAACAUGGCAGUCCAGUGAAGAUGAUGGAGGCUUAUGUCACCGUCCUCACCAAAGGAAUUUGCCAGAGUGAUGAAAAUGGCUCAUUUCUAAUUAAGGACUAUGAUGUUCGGAAAGCGUACUUGGCCGGUUCAGUCAAAGACGUGGUGUCUCAGUUUGGUAUGGAGACGAUCAUCCUGUAUACCGCUCUCAUGCUGAAGAAGAGGAUCGUUGUCCAUCACCCUCGGAUUGAAGCGUUGUUGGAGUUUACAAGAGUUCUGCCCUCCCUGACGUGGCACAGGAAAGACUGGUCCAUCCUUCACCCGUAUGUGCACCUGACUGACGCUGAACUAGAGGAUCUGAAGAAAUGCCCCGGUUAUGUAGCAGGGUUUGUAGAUCCGGAAGUGAGCAACAGAUCGGACCUGUUUGAUGUGUAUGUGAACCUCCCGGACAGUGUCAUCACAGUAUCCCAGAGUGCCAAAGAGGCCAUGGCGAUGGGGAAGUUGCACAAGGACAUCGGGCACCUCAUUGUCCAGUCUGCAGAGGAUGCUGAGAGGUCAGACAGUCAGGUCAUUAAGGAAAUUUCUGUCAAGACAAAAGAGAUCCUCGCCAACUUGGCGGCCCUGGCUGACGAGUGUGAAGACUCUAAAAUCACGUUGGAAGGUUUAAAGCAGCAUCACUUCCCUCCGGCGACAGAGAACUUCCUCUUUCAUUUGGCAGCUGCCGAGCAGCUGUUACGGAUAUAAAGCUGUGUUUUUAGACACCGUGCUGCAGGAUGACGUUACUGUCAACAGCAUGGACUCUGGCUCCGCUGUUCGGGAUAACUCCUGCUGUCUGAAAGGCUUGUGCACACUCUCAAGGCACUUUCUCACAGAAAUCUUCAUGUGAGGUAGGAAAGUGUUAUUGCCAACAAAUCCCAUUAAAAGACCAAACCCAACAAUGAACUGAUCCUACGAAGCAUUGUGGUAUGAUAUGUCGUAUUCCUUUGAGCUCCAUUGUUUUUUUUAACACAUCAAUGAGACACACUGUUGCACCGGUUGACACGUUCCUUCACUACCAUGAACAUGGGCACUGUAGUUCAUUUUGAGUCAGCUCUGCUGCCAUAAAUACUCACUACUGCAACAAAUGUGUUAAUCCCCAGCUGAAAAUAGUCCCCAAUAAAUGCACUAUUUACUCGGUUGCUAAAAAUGACAGUGCCCAGCUGUUCUGAGAAAUUACCUUUUUAUUUAUUUAAGAAAUAAAGUGUAUUUUUGUGAUUAUUAUGAAAAACUUGCGUCUUCAGCAGGAACCAGUGGAAUUGGAACUGAGCGCCACAGACAGUAGGAAAGUCAGAAAGUACGUAAAGACGGACACCAGCUUGCUGUUGAUUUUGGUCUUUUCGUGGGAUUUGGUAACAAUAAUAUACAUAUUAGAUAAUGCCAGCCUUGUCCUUUUAACAUGAAGUAAUAAGUUAUGGACAGUAUUUGUCUCUAACAAUAAGCUGGUAAUGUUUCAGCUGCUACAUCUGAUAGUGCUUUCCAGAUGUUAGCUCCCACUCCACACUGCAAAACUGCACUAACAUACAUCACAGAUGUUGUUCCUGG
Molecule: messenger RNA, 2046 nt
Organism: Cottoperca gobio
Lineage: Eukaryota; Metazoa; Chordata; Actinopteri; Perciformes; Bovichtidae
Gene: dennd10
Product: DENN domain containing 10
Exons: 10
Coding region: 154-1209 (351 amino acids)
Biological process (GO): regulation of early endosome to late endosome transport; protein transport
Cellular component (GO): late endosome
Molecular function (GO): guanyl-nucleotide exchange factor activity; small GTPase binding
Source: RefSeq, a predicted model, not a curated record